UCUAUUUUCCUAUAAUGGGGUAUUUCAAUGCGAUAUUCUUGAUCAUUGCAUUUUUAGCCUUGGUUUUGCGUUGCACUGAAACUUUGAGUGAGGAUGUGCCUCUCGUGUUUGACUAUUACAAAGAGACUUGUCCGUUGGCGGAAAACAUCGUGAGGCGUCACGUUGCGAUUGCAUUGGUCAGAGACCCUAGAAUGGCUGCUUCUCUCCUCCGCUUGCAUUUUCAUGAUUGCUUUGUCAUGGGAUGCGAUGCAUCAGUUCUUUUAGAUAGCUCUGAAGGUAUAGUGAGUGAAAAACAGGCUGGUCCUAACUUGAAUUCACUGAGAGGAUAUGAGGUCAUUGAUGAGAUCAAGUACUACUUGGAAGAGUCAUGCCCUUAUAAAGUUUCAUGCGCUGAUAUUCUAGCCAUUGCUGCUCGUGAUGCUGUGGAGCUGAGAGGAGGGCCUAGAUGGGAAGUUUUGUUAGGGAGGAGAGACUCACUUGAAGCAAGCUUAAGCGGAGCCAAUCAGUUGAUUCCUGCACCCAAUUCAUCUCUUGAGACUCUCAUUGCCAACUUUGAACAACAUGGACUUGAUGUGGGAGAUUUGGUUGCUUUAUCAGGGAGCCACACAAUGGGGAAGGCAAGAUGUUUAAGUUUCAGGCAGAGGAUAUAUGACGAUUUUAAAUACUCCAGAGAACAUAAUGACAAGUACAAGAGAUACACCACCUUUCGAAGAAUGCUCCGGUCCAUGUGCCCGGAAUCCGGUAAAGAUCACAAGUUGGCCCCUCUUGAUCACCUGACUCCGGCCAAAUUCGACAACCAUUACUUCCUCAACAUUCUGGAAGGAAAGGGCUUGCUAGGAUCCGACACCGUUCUUGUCACCCAGGAUCACGAAGGGGAGAUCCUAAAGCAGGUUUGGGCAUAUGCCUCUGAUGAGGAACUUUUCUUUGCUUCAUUUGCAAAGUCAAUGGUCAAGAUGGGAAACAUCAAUGUCCUCACAGGAGACCAAGGACAAAUCAGAAGAAACUGUAGGUUUGUAAGCACCUAA
Molecule: messenger RNA, 1025 nt
Organism: Morus notabilis
Lineage: Eukaryota; Viridiplantae; Streptophyta; Magnoliopsida; Rosales; Moraceae
Product: peroxidase 20
Exons: 4
Coding region: 15-1025 (336 amino acids)
Biological process (GO): response to oxidative stress; hydrogen peroxide catabolic process
Molecular function (GO): peroxidase activity; heme binding
Source: RefSeq, a predicted model, not a curated record